GGGGCCGGCCUGUCGCGGGCGGACCAUGGAGCUGAUCAGCGUGCAGCAGCUGGUAAGUGGUGACAGGUAUGAGGGGAAGGUGCGGGCCUUCGAGGUGCUGGCGAGGGGAGCAGCACAGGAGCCCGAGGGCUGGCGGCAUGGUGUGGCUGGGGUCCAGGAUGCCAUCCGCGAGGAGAAGCAGAAGGUGAAGGAAGAUAGGAGGAAGAAGCUUGAGACACUCAACAACUCCCGGGUGCGGCUGGAGAGUCUCCAAGACCUGGAGGCGAUUGUGAGGCUGCGGAAGCAGAAGAGGAGCCGGAAGAGGGUCCGCCCCAAGGAGCCCAAGCCCGAGCCGGCUGUGCUGGCCGAGCCUGUGGACACUGCCCGGUUCCUGCAGGCGGUGCUGGAGAAUCAGGUUCCCAUGAUUGACAAGUACCUGGCAGACGGUGGGGACCCCGAUGUUCACGACCAGUUCAGGUGCACUGCGCUGCACUGGGCCUGCCUCCGGGGCCAUGCAGAGAUCGUGGACAAGCUGCUGGCAGCUGGAGCCAAGCUGGAGCCCAGGGAUAUGCUGGAGGCCACGCCUGUGCUCUGGGCCUGCCGCGGGGGGCACCUGGAUGUUCUCCAACUCCUGCUGGACAGAGGAGCCAAGAUCUCCACGCGGGACAAGCUGAGGAGCACGGCGCUGCACGUGGCCGUCCGGACGGGGCACUGUGACUGCGCUGAGCACCUGAUCGCCUGUGGGGCUGAGAUUGACGCACAGGACAAGGAGGGGGACACGCCCAUUCACGACGCCAUCCGACUGGGCCGCUUCAAGGCUGUGAAGACCCUGCUGAUGUAUGGUCCCAACCUCAAUGUCCGGAACCAGGAGGCCUUGCGACCCGUGGACCUGGUGAAGGAUUGGCAGAGGGGCAUCCGGCACACCUUGCAGGCGUGUGCCGACCGGCAGCGCCCCCCUCGGCCACACUGAUGCAGCAGGACCAGCAUUCAAUCCCCUCCCCAAACAGUGACCACUGGGGGGUCUGGAUGCCACCCUAGUGCCCUCUGCAGGCUGUGCUCAUCCCUACAGGCUUUCAUACCUGACCAGUAGAUUGGGCCACCUGUCCUUUUGGGAGGCCUGCGGGGGGUGGGGGUGGUGAGGUUUGACCCUGACACUCCUAUUCCUGGUUGUAUGGGGAUGUGUCUCUUUCCCU
Molecule: messenger RNA, 1172 nt
Organism: Gopherus flavomarginatus (Mexican gopher tortoise)
Lineage: Eukaryota; Metazoa; Chordata; Testudines; Testudinidae
Gene: ANKRD23
Product: ankyrin repeat domain 23
Exons: 9
Coding region: 26-949 (307 amino acids)
Molecular function (GO): protein binding
Source: RefSeq, a predicted model, not a curated record